UCUGACCUUCGGCGGCGCCGGGGUGAAAGGGCGGGUGGCCAUUUUGUGGCGGUUGGUCGCCCCUGAGGCCGGGGGCCUGGUCCAACCAGGCCAGGCCGGGUCGGGUCGGGCGAGUCCCCGCCAUGUCGUCGUUCUCGGAGUCGGCGCUGGAGCGGAAGCUGUCGGAGCUGAGCAACUCGCAGCAGAGCGUGCAGACGCUGAGCCUGUGGCUUAUCCACCACCGCAAGCACGCCGGGCCCAUCGUCGUCGUCUGGCACCGGGAGCUCCGCAAGGCCAAAUCAAGUAGGAAACUGACUUUCCUAUACUUGGCGAACGAUGUCAUCCAGAACAGUAAAAAGAAGGGACCCGAGUUUACUAAGGAAUUCGAAUCGGUGCUCGUGGAUGCUUUUUCACAUGUGGCCAGGGAGGCAGACGAAGGGUGCAAGAAGCCCUUGGAACGGCUGCUGAACAUCUGGCAGGAGAGGAGCGUGUAUGGCGGGGAGUUCAUACAGCAGCUGAAACUGUCCAUGGAGGACUCCAAUAGCCCCCAACCCAAAGUUACAGAGGAGAAGAAGUCCCUGAAGAGGACGUUUCAGCAGAUGCAGGAGGAGGAGGACGACGACUACCCUGGCAGCUACUCACCACAGGACGCCAACGCUGGGCCCCUUCUGGCGGAGGACUUGAUCAAAGCCCUUCAAGACUUGGAGAACGCCGCCUCGGGCGAUGCCACCGUGCGGCAGAAGAUCGCUUCCCUUCCCCAGGAGGUUCAGGAUGUGUCCCUGCUGGAGAAGAUCACAGACAAAGAAGCGGCCGAGCGGCUGUCGAAGACGGUGGAUGAGGCGUGUUUGCUGCUGGCGGAGUACAACGGGCGGCUAGCCGCAGAACUGGAAGACCGGCGCCAGCUGGCACGGAUGCUGAUUGAAUACACGCAGGCGCAGAAGGACGUGCUGACGGAGAAGGAGAAGAAGCUAGAGGAAUACAAGCAGAAACUGGCCCGAGUGACCCAGGUGCGCAAAGAGCUGAAGUCCCACAUCCAAAGCCUGCCGGACCUCUCGCUUCUGCCCAACGUCACAGGGGGGCUGGCGCCCCUCCCCUCCGCAGGGGACCUUUUCUCUACUGACUAGGACACAAAAUGGGGGGGGGAGGCUCUGCCUUACCUGCCCCGGCACCAGACCCCCUUUCGUCCGGAUGGAUCCUCGCGGGAAGCUGAGCACGGAAGGGUCGGGCGGAGGGACCCCGCCCUGCACCCAUCUCCAUCUCCACCGGGGCUGGUGCCCGAUAAUCGGGUGACAAGGGGGGCGAAGAAAGGCGGGCAGCGAAGGACACCACCUCUUGUUUUUGGGGAGGGGCACUUCCGGCAGUCACAAAUCAUGUGUGCCCAGAGCCUUCGAAGAAUUUUUUGAGUUCUGUAUUGGUUUUAUUUUUCUUCUCCUGUAUUUGACACAGAAAAACCAAGCAAAAACUGGAUUGUUUUGAGGGGGGGGGGGUGUCAGGGUCAAUUUUGGGUGGGAGGGGGACCACGACCUGUGAGUCAGGAACGGCAGAGGCAGCUGUUUGACGGAUCAGCCCAGGGGAACUUCCGCCCGUCUUCACUGGGCAGCUCCCUUCCCAGUUUCCCCCCCCCUCCCCCAGCCAGUCUGCAGGAAGGACAGGAAUAGUCCAUGCUGCCCCCUUGCAACGCACAGAGCCCAUGGCCCUGGAUCUACCCCCUAGGUCGGGCUGUCCUCUGCAUGCGGGCCCUUUCCAUUUUGCAACGCGGCCAACGUAUAAAUGAAAGGAUUCGUUUUGCCGUCAGAUUCAGGGGGUCUUUUCUGCUCCUCUCUGCAUAUUUGGUGGCCCUAGGAGUUAUCCUCUCCACUCUUCUUCAGAGGGAGGGUCUCCCAACCGUGGCAACUUUCAACACUCGUGGACUUCAACUCCCAGAAUUCCCCCCGGCACAAAUGCCUUCCUUUUCAUGCGUGGCCCGCUUACUCUCUUGUCAUCCUUCCUUCUGCAAUCUCUCCGCUCUAAGGAACGGCUGGCUGGGGAAUUCUGGCAGUUGAAGUCCCACCAGUUUUAAAAGUGGCCCAGGUUGGAGACCCCUGCUGUAGAAGGCUUUAAAACCCAAUCCUUUGGCUCUCGGUACGUGGAAGGGUCGGGCUUUCUGCUGGGUCCCCAUAGCCACUCUCUUCCCCCCCCCCAAAAUCCCUUUCUCAGGGUGGCCGAUUUGGGCCAUGGGUCCCCCAUCUCCUCCGUCAGCCCAAUUUGGCAGAUGUGCCCCCCCCCGGACCUCUUGUGGAGGAAGCACAACUUCCAGGGGUCUUUUGCAUCUGGAAGCAAGUGGAGCUGAUCCCCUUCGUAGACCCCCCCACAGCAGUGAAGAGCCCCCUCCUCUUUGGUGCAGGCAGAUGUGCAAGUGAGUGUUUCCGAAUUGCAGCGUCCCCAGAUUCCAAUCCAUCCCCAGAUUUUUUCCAUCCUUGGUUUCCACGGUCGUUGAAAUCCACUUGAUUUUCGAGGUCGAGGCGGGACCUGUGACGAAGACCCCCUCCCCCAAGAGCCUCUGCACUGUGGUCUUUUGGCUCAGAUCUGAUCUGUCCCCCCCCCUCCUUCCCCCCCACGAGGCAUUUUCUUAAACCUGUACAUGAAUCGAUUUAGAGAUUUAGAGGGACAGGCUGUCCUUUUAGCCGCGGUAUAUUCUGAAAUGUCUCAUAAAUAUAUUUUUGAAUAAAGUGGGUGUCACUCGGUGGGCAAGAAGCUG
Molecule: messenger RNA, 2716 nt
Organism: Thamnophis elegans (Western terrestrial garter snake)
Lineage: Eukaryota; Metazoa; Chordata; Lepidosauria; Squamata; Natricidae
Gene: RPRD1B
Product: regulation of nuclear pre-mRNA domain containing 1B
Exons: 7
Coding region: 123-1103 (326 amino acids)
Biological process (GO): mRNA 3'-end processing
Cellular component (GO): RNA polymerase II, holoenzyme
Molecular function (GO): RNA polymerase II C-terminal domain binding
Source: RefSeq, a predicted model, not a curated record